Messenger RNA from Protopolystoma xenopodis, 243 nucleotides. NCBI's taxonomy places the organism in Eukaryota, Metazoa, Platyhelminthes, Monogenea, Polystomatidea, Polystomatidae. The record is from the annotation of a GenBank genome assembly.
AUGGGAUGUCAAAAGGAAACGGAGCCUGCUUUCACCCCAACCGAGAGGGGAGGCGCUGCUGACUGCGCCAACAUGGACGCACAGUCAGACGAAGCGAGGAGAAAACGACGAGAAUCAAUCAUAGCCUGCCAACCCUUCACCAGACGGGCUUUGGUACGAAGUCGAUUCAAUUUGGCCUCGAGGUUCAGCGAUCCUGGAGGCGAUCUGGUUCGAAACUGGUACGCCCGGACGGGUGCGAUGUGA